CACACACUUGCUCUUUUCUCUCUUGAUGAUUUGUCUUUGCUUUUGUGAGUCUGCAAGUUUGUCUCUUUCCUUCCCUAAAGCCCAUUGAGGAAGCACCACAAAUGCAGGGAUUUGAAGGUCUGUGAGGUCCCUUUAAUGAGUUUUAUUCGAGUUGAGUUGCUUUUGGAGUUGCAGGGGUUUCGAGUAUAUCUUAAUGGCUGGUGGCUUUCCAAGGGAGGAAAGUAAGUACAGAUGAGACCAGAACCCUGCUUUUCUUCUCAGAUGGAUGGCUUUUAUUGGAGCUCUCUUUCUUCCUUAGUUAAACAUGGAAGGAAAUCACAGGUAUAGUUUUAAUGGUGCAAUAUGACCACCAGCGAAAGGAAGAUAAGCAACGGAAAGAGUUAUAACCUCUUGAAUACACUACCUGCCAGAAUUAAAGUUAGCUUGCAUCAGAGAGAGAGUCCAGGGGAAAGGAAGAAAAUACCAGAGAAAGAGAGAGGAGGGAAGAGAGGAGCAGAGAAGAUGCCAACAGUCUGGUUUGCUCUAAAGAAGUCCCUCCACUGCAAAUCUGGGCCAUCUGAUGUCCAUGAUCCAAAGGCCAGGGGGCAGUUGGGAGCCAUUUUGACAAAGAGAACAGGGAGGUCUGGGUGCUCGAGAUCUAUAGCCAACCUCAAGGAUGUCAUCCAUGGGAGCAAAAGGCACCUCGAGAAGCCACCAAGCUGCAGCCCAAGGUCCAUUGGGAGCAACGAGUUCAUGAAUCCAAUCACCCAUGAGGUCAUACUUAGCAACUCCCGGUGUGAGCUCAAGAUAACUGGUUUUGGGGGCUGCCAUGAGGGGGAGGCUGAGGUUAGCUCAACAUAUGUGGGUACUCUUAGGCCAGGGACCCCAGGGCCGGGGGGACAGUUUGGCCUCCAGUACAACCCUUCCUUCAGGGGAGCCAGCAACACCCCUCCAAGGAGGUCACCCGGUUUGUUUGGUGACAAGGAGGUGUAUGGCUUUGGGGGCUCAUCUCUUUCCAGUGCUGUGUUUGGUAAUGGUGGUGGUGGAGUUCGCCAUGCUUCCUCAAGUCCUAGGGCCUCUCAUGAGCCAGGGUCACACGUAUCCCCUGCUAAUAUCAUCUGCCAUAAGUGUAGGGAGCAGUUUGGGAAGUUGGAAGGCUUGGAAGCACACCAUCUCUCCAAGCAUGCAGUCACUGAACUUGUGGAAGGAGACUCCUCUAGAAAGAUAGUUGAAUUGAUAUGUAGAACAAGCUUGGUAAAGUCUGAGAGCAGUUGUUGGAGGAUAGACAGAGUCCUGAAGGUCCAUAACAUGCAAAAAACACUUUCUCGAUUCGAAGAAUACCGGGAAAUGGUGAAGACUAGAGCCAGCAAACUCCCCAAGAAGCACCCCCGUUGCCUGGCCGAUGGCAAUGAACUGCUAAGAUUCUACGGCACCACAAUUGCCUGCUCUCUUGGCAUGAAUGGCACUUCGAGCCUUUGUGCAUCAGAGAAGUGCAGCGUAUGCUGGAUUAUAAGGCAUGGAUUCUCCAUCAAGAAGGAAUUGAAUGAAGGAAUUGGAGUGUUUACGACUUCCACUAGUGGGAGAGCAUUUGAAUCUAUUGAAAUAUAUGAAGAUGAGCCAUCAAUAAAGAAGGCAUUGCUGGUUUGUAGAGUGAUAGCAGGCAGGGUUCACAAGCCAUUGGAUAACUUCCAAGAGUUAGCCGGACAGUCUGGGUUCGACUCCUUGGCUGGAAAAGUGGGCCUGUAUGCUAACAUUGAGGAGCUCUAUUUGCUUAAUCCGCGAGCUCUUCUACCUUGUUUUGUGGUAAUUUGUAAAUCCUGAAGAAAUUUACCUUUCUGUAUUGGGCUACAUCUUUGAGUAGUCUGAAAUGCUUUCAA
This is a messenger RNA of Elaeis guineensis (African oil palm), 1856 nucleotides long. Lineage: Eukaryota; Viridiplantae; Streptophyta; Magnoliopsida; Arecales; Arecaceae. The record is from RefSeq and is a predicted model, not a curated record.